GUAUUCGAUAAUAUACCCAGCAACUUCCAAGAGCGCCGAUAGGAAAAGUUAGUAUUCCUGGUUAAAUACGACAAAAUGCCCACGAUGCGUCCAUUUUCUUUUGUCCCCUCACUCGUGUGCCCACCGCCAUGAUUCCAACCACCCUAAUGCGCUCUGCUACGGCGGCUGCCCUGACCCUUCCUCUACUCGUCGGCGCGACUCCUACCCCUCUAAUGAAGCGCAACGAUACUACGCAACAAUGGGCGGAUGAGCUGUUACGGGAGUCUAUGAGCUGGUUGGACAUGUACUAUGAUUCCGAAGCCGGGUAUCUGUAUUCUUUGAGCGCGCAGGCCCUCACGCACGAGACGAGAGCUUCAUCUUGGUAUGCAGCGGGACUGCUCGCGAGGAACGAAGGCGACGAUGCCGAGCAAGCGGUAAAGAUUGUAGAAAAUGUUAUUUCGGGGCAGUUUAAGAAUGAGAGUUCGCAAUGGUUUGGAGACUACCAGAAGUACCCUGAGGAGCCGACCGUAGGAACGGAGCAAUACCCGCCUGUUAUUUAUAACUCGUGGGAUCCGAACUGGAGAGGUUUCGUUGGCACGACGUUUGUGCUCAUGCUGGAAGAGUUUCCUGAGUUGAUUCCGCAGGAUACAAAGGAUCGGAUGAUGGAAAGUCUGCAUAAUGCGACUAUCGGCGACAGUUAUCGAGUUGGCGGCGUUGAUGACGACAACUUGUAUCCAGCAUACAGUAAUCCAGCGAUUAUGCGAGCAUUUGUAUCAGGCUGGGUCGGUCGAAGGACAAACGAAGCCAACAUGACUGCUGCCGGAGAAACCUACGCGAACGAAAUCAUUGAUCUUUUCAAUCGAGCAAACACGCUUUCCGAGUUCAAUUCCGGAACUUACGCUGGUGUAUCCUUGUAUGCGCUUACGAUGUGGGCGAAGUACAUGGACGAGAGCUCCGUCAUGGGACAAAACGGAGCUCGAAUGAUUCAGGAAACGUGGUCGUCUUUGGGGUCGCUGUAUAAUGCUAACCUCAAGAACGUAGCUGGACCAUGGGAUCGAAGCUACGGAUUUGACAUGAACCGGUACCUUAGUAUUCUAGCUUUGCAGAUCUGGACAUUGGUUGGUAAAGAGAAGGCUCCCAUCAACGCAAAGCCCUAUGCAAUGGGUCACAAAGACGACUUCGCCAUCGGUCCGCUGAUCGCCAUUCUGGCCCCUUUCCACAACACGCUCAUUUCUCCCGAGGCCUUAUCCUCCCUGCACACCUUCCCCGGAACACAUACCGUCAAUACAUCUGCUUUCUCCCCACCUUUCGAUACCUACCCGCGCAACAUCACCGCCUGGAUUUCUCCCAAUCUCACCAUCGGCGCUGAGUCCUUUUCUGAGAACGUUAUUGGCGGCCCCGCAAAGAACCCUAACAGCUUCAACCCCGCCGUCGCACAGUGGGCGCGCGCUGAUGGAACCGUUGGGUGGCUGACGCUUUACGCGCAAGUGAUGGAAUUACUCGUUAAAGUUGAGGAGAACGUACUUGAGUUGUCAUAUCCGCAAGGAAAUGAUACGAGUACCUUCCAACUCUUGGUUGCUACGAACUCAAAGAACGGAAAGAGGGAUGUGGCGAGCUGGGAGGAUGUAGAGGGUGUGAAAGUGACGGUGGAAGGCAAUGUUGAUACGAAUUAUGAAGUCACGUUCAAUGGUAUGUUUGGUGGUCAGGGGGAUACGAUCAAUGAAUUUGAGUUUUGGAAUUUCACGUACGGCAUGCCACCAGGUAGCCAGGAAGUCCCAUCGAUACGGCUUUACAUUGAGGUCGAAUAAUUAUGUCUACAUUGGUAAUGUAAUCGUGUGAUUGGCGAGCUACAUAGAUAUACAUACCAUGGAAAACCGAAGCACGAAUCUCCAAUCGUAACCGUCCUAAAGAUAAUAACAUCCUCAUCGAUCCAUCAAUCAGCAGGAAAUCACUCAGUAGAUCUCUAUUUAAAGCCACGCUCCCCCUCCCCCCUAACAUAAAUAUACCGCACACUCCAACCCA
This is a messenger RNA of Periconia digitata, 2001 nucleotides long. NCBI's taxonomy places the organism in Eukaryota, Fungi, Ascomycota, Dothideomycetes, Pleosporales, Periconiaceae. The record is from the annotation of a GenBank genome assembly.